CCAGCUUGGGCUGCGGGCGGGGCGGGGGCGCCGCUGGCGUCGGGGGCCGUGAGGGGCGCGGGCGUCGGGCCGGCUGCUGGGGCUCGGCGCCGGCCCCGCUGCCGCCCCGGGUCCUGGGGCUGAGAGGAGCGGCUGGCGCUCCGUUGGGUGCGAGCGCCGGUGGCGCCGCUGCUCCCCAGGGCAGGGGGCCGUGCGCUGCCGCCGACCCGCCAGGCUCUGUCAGGCGGCGCCUGCGUCCACCUGCCCGCCGGUCGCGCCGCUCCGCGGCUUCGCCCCCGUCGGCCCCUGCCGUGAGGCCGCUGAGGCCUCAGGAGGAAGGAACAAGAGUUCUGUUUUAUGGCUGCUCCAGGAAAGGUGGCAGCUUUCCGUCUGCCUCCCCUGCCAACUGUUGGAGACAUCAUUAAACUCUUCCGCCUUAAAGCACAGAAACAACUUUCCCAGAACUUUCUACUGGAUUUGCGAUUGACAGACAAGAUAGUGAGACAAGCUGGCGAGCUGAAAAAUGCCCAUGUUUGUGAAGUGGGCCCUGGGCCAGGAGGAAUUACCAGAUCCAUUCUCAGUGCUGGUGUUGAACAACUCCUUUUAAUUGAAAAAGAUGCUCGAUUUAUUCCAGGAUUGCAGAUGUUAUCUGAAGCAGCUCCAGGAAAAGUGCGUAUUGUUCAUGGCGAUAUCCUGACAUAUAAGAUGGAGAAGGUUUUUCCAAAGCACUUAAAAAAGAACUGGGAAGAUGAGCCACCAAAUAUACAUAUCAUUGGGAAUCUGCCUUUCAGUGUUUCCACUCCUCUAAUCAUCAAAUGGCUUGAAAAUGUUUCCAAAAAGGAUGGACCUUUUAUUUAUGGCAGGACACAGAUGACGUUGACUUUUCAGAAGGAAGUUGCAGAGAGGCUUACAGCUAAUCCAGGAGGUAAGCAACGUAGCAGACUGUCCAUCAUGUCUCAGCAUCUCUGCACUGUUGAAAACUGUUUCGUAAUUCCAGGUCAAGCCUUUGUACCAAAGCCAGAGGUGGAUGUGGCUGUGGUACAUUUCACGCCAUUGGUGCAACCAAAGAUACAGCAGCCGUUUGAGCUAGUAGAAAAAGUGGUUAAAAGUGUUUUUCAGUUUAGAAGAAAAUACUGCUUCCGCGGAAUUGGGACCUUGUUCCCUGAAAGUGGACGUUUGAAAAGAACAGAAGAGCUGAUGAUGACAGCAAAUGUCGAUCCAACUCUGCGUCCUUUUCAGCUCUCCAUGUCACAGUUCAGAAAUCUGUGCAAUACAUACAGGAAAAUGUGCGAUGAAGACCCAAGCCUUUUUGUGUACAAUUACAGAGAAGAACUAAGGCAAAAGAAGAUGAGGCCUUUACUUAAAAGUACCAGUCAGCUCGAACAGACUGAAGAGGAAAAUCAGCUGUAAUUGCAGUAGACUAAUUUUUUUUUUAUUAUUAGUUUUAACUCCUUGAUCUAGAGGUAUUGAUUCAGUAAAAGGAGACAUAUAUUCCUGCAUCUUUGCAGGUAUGGAAGAACUACUUUCUCAAAAGUGGUGGAGAGAGAGGGCUUUCCCAUUUUAUUUAUUCAUUCCAUUCAGCUGCAGACAAAAGUGAAAAGACAGUCACCAUUACAAGGUGCCUACAGGUUCUUUUUAAUUCAGGGGAAUGGCUAGAACAUAUACCAAAAACAAGAUAUGUUUUGAGACAUGUAAUUAAGUUGGGAUAGUUCUGAAAUAAGAGUUUUGUAUGAAAAAAGUAAAUUAUUGAAACAUAAGAAAAAAUACUUUUCAUACUUCAGCAUGUGGGUUUUUGUGCUCUUUUUAUCCUGGAACAUCCUACUGCGCAGAGUAAUUUAAAAAACAAAAGCCAAAACUCCUGUAUAAAUAUACUCAAGUGACUGGCUUAAAGGAGGAUAAAGUGCACAGAUUGCCUCAAGGUCUGCUAAUAUUCUUCUCAUUUAUGAAAAAGCAAAGAAUUUGGGAUUUAAAGCUCCAACUAGAGAAAAGCAGCAUGAUAAAAAGUAGAAACAUGGUUAAGUACAAUACUUAUUUGUCCUUUACUGUACAGGCUGGUAGAGAAAAUAAAAAAUAGUCAAAUAAAAGAUUACAGGCCAAGCUUUGUUUUUGUAUAUUUACACAUAUGUAUAAAGUAUAAACAGCAUCUUGAAACUUACAAAAAUGAAAUUUCUGCACUAUUGUGCACUAAAACACAUUAAAAUAAUUCUGCUUUAAAUAAAGCAAAAAUGAAAACCAAAGAAAUAAAAUGCCCAAGGUAUUGAAAAAUUCA
Harpia harpyja (harpy eagle) is the source of this 2248-nucleotide messenger RNA. RefSeq names its product transcription factor B1, mitochondrial (gene TFB1M). Lineage: Eukaryota; Metazoa; Chordata; Aves; Accipitriformes; Accipitridae. The record is from RefSeq and is a predicted model, not a curated record. The coding region runs from base 337 to 1389 and encodes 350 amino acids. Gene Ontology annotation, cellular component: mitochondrial matrix. Gene Ontology annotation, molecular function: mitochondrial transcription factor activity; rRNA (adenine-N6,N6-)-dimethyltransferase activity. The transcript is spliced from 8 exons. Gene Ontology annotation, biological process: transcription initiation at mitochondrial promoter; rRNA methylation.